AUGGCGGCGGUGGUGCGCGGCGUCUUGAGGGGCAUCAAGGAGAAGGGACUCACCAACUUCAUCCGCGACGUCCGCGACGAAGGAUACUUCAAAUGCCUUCUGGAUGGGAACCUUUUGCAAACGAAAAUUCACAAUAUUGGCGCAACACUAGUAGGAGUUGACAAGUUUGGAAACAAAUACUAUGAGAAAUUACAUGACACUCAGUAUGGGAGGCAUAGAUGGGUAGAAUAUGCAGAGAAAGGUCGUUACAAUGCAUCCCAACUGCUGAACCAGAAGACUGCUAGGUACCUUGUAGAGCACAAGCAGAACUACUCCGGUGAGGGUGAAGAGCUGAUCUACCACUCCAAGGGGCAUGCUUUGAAUCCGGGGCAAAGGGACUGGACGAGGAACCUGACUAUUGAGGUCUUGCAUGCCUACCUCAUCUUUGUCGAGAAUCCUCGCCCGAGACCCAAAACCUCUACCCCUAGCCUUGUCAUAGGUGUUGUCAAGGUUGGAAGAGACAACCUUGCUGCUCAAAAUGGGCAGAUCAAAGGAUUUCCGUUUUCUUAUGAUCGGAGUGAAAUAAUUGCCAGGCCGCAGAAGAGUUCAGACGCAGAAUCAAUCAAUCUGCUCCUCCAUUUGACUGACGGAUUUGCUCGCCCAGCUGCAGAGCGGCCGGGAGGGCAACACCGAAGGCAGACGUGGCAGACGCAGCCCGCAGCUACCUACCUACCCACACACGCGACUCACGCACGCACACGCAGCCGCUCCUCAAACCGCAGGCGGACCCAGACGAGACGUACCAAGAUCCUCCAGCAGGCCUUGACCGUGUACGCUCAACGCAACCGAACACGAAGCCCAGCUCCUGCUACAAUGGCCUCCCUUCCUCCUCCUGCGGACAAGGAGCAGAGCGAGCACGAGGAGAUCCACGUUUCCUCCGGCGGCGUUCAGGCUUACACCGACGACGACGACUGCGAGAGCAAACGCCCUUUGCUGCUCAGGGCUCCCGCCUCCGCCGAGUGCUACUCCGUUUCCGCCGCCGUCUUCCCGUUUUUCUUUCCAGCUUUGGGAGGCCUUCUCUAUGGCUAUGACAUUGGGGCAACAUCCGGUGCAACCAUAUCACUCAAGUCAUCGACAUUCAGUGGUACUACUUGGUACAAUUUGUCAUCUGUGCAAACUGGCCUUGCGGUCAGUGGCUCACUGUAUGGUGCUAUGAUCGGCUCCGUCUUGGCAUAUACAAUUGCAGACUUUUUAGGACGACGCAAAGAGCUUAUCCUCGCUUCUAUCUCAUAUUUGAUUGGAGCCCUUCUGACAGCAGUAGCACCCAACUUCGCUAUCAUGGUGGUUGGCCGCUUUUUAUUUGGUAUAGGAAUUGGAUUGGCUAUGCAUGCUGCUCCAAUGUAUAUUGCAGAGACAGCACCGAGUCAGAUAAGAGGCAUGCUCAUUUCUAUAAAGGAGUUCUUUAUUGUUCUUGGGAUGCUUCUUGGUUAUAUAGCAGGAAAUCUCUAUGUUGAAGUGGUUUCUGGUUGGCGUUACAUGUAUGCCUCCAGCACACCAUUAUGUCUCAUAAUGGGAGUUGGAAUGUGCUGGUUACCCUCAUCACCUAGGUGGCUCCUGUUAUGUGCCAUACAAGGGAAGGGAAAUCUGCCAGAGACAAAAGAAAAUGCAACCCGGUGCUUAUGUCGAUUGAGGGGUCAAGCUUCACCUGAUUUGGUCUCAGAGCAGAUUGACUUGAUUCUGGAGGAACUUUCAUAUAUUGAUCAAGAGAAGCAAGCUAGCUUCGGUGAGAUCUUUCAAGGAAAAUGUCUUAAAGCAAUGAUAAUUGGAUGUGGUUUGGUGUUCUUUCAGCAGGUCACUGGUCAACCUAGUGUGCUAUACUAUGCUGCUACGAUCUUUCAGAGUGCUGGAUUCUCUGGGGCAUCUGAUGCCACUCGUGUGUCAAUUCUUCUUGGCUUACUGAAGCUAAUCAUGACCGGAGUAGCAGUCCUUGUGGUUGACAGACUUGGCAGAAGACCAUUACUUAUUGGAGGUGUCAGUGGAAUUACUGUUGCCUUAUUUUUGUUGUCCUCCUACUACACUUUACUGAAAGAUGCCUCGUAUGUGGCUGUAAUAGCACUUCUACUAUAUGUUGGUUGUUAUCAGCUCUCAUUUGGUCCUAUUGGCUGGCUUAUGAUCUCAGAGGUUUUCCCGCUUAGGCUGCGAGGGCGUGGACUAGGUGUUGCUGUUCUUGUGAAUUUUGCGUCCAACGCUCUGGUCACCUUUGCUUUCUCUCCACUGGAGGAUUUGAUUGGAACGGGGGCGCUCUUCUCUGGAUUCGGGGUGAUUGCAGUGGCAUCUCUUGUAUUUAUAUUCUGGAUCGUCCCUGAGACAAAAGGACUCACCCUGGAAGAGAUUGAAGCGAGUCUGUAG
Messenger RNA from Miscanthus lutarioriparius, 2388 nucleotides. Lineage: Eukaryota; Viridiplantae; Streptophyta; Magnoliopsida; Poales; Poaceae. The record is from the annotation of a GenBank genome assembly.